Culex quinquefasciatus (southern house mosquito) is the source of this 1630-nucleotide messenger RNA. RefSeq names its product probable cytochrome P450 305a1. Gene Ontology annotation, cellular component: intracellular membrane-bounded organelle; cytoplasm. The coding region runs from base 18 to 1502 and encodes 494 amino acids. Gene Ontology annotation, biological process: xenobiotic metabolic process. Gene Ontology annotation, molecular function: heme binding; iron ion binding; oxidoreductase activity, acting on paired donors, with incorporation or reduction of molecular oxygen, reduced flavin or flavoprotein as one donor, and incorporation of one atom of oxygen. NCBI's taxonomy places the organism in Eukaryota, Metazoa, Arthropoda, Insecta, Diptera, Culicidae. The transcript has 2 exons. The record is from RefSeq and is a predicted model, not a curated record.
UCCAUUAAAGGGUUGCAAUGUGGUUGAUUUGUUUAGCGUUUUUAGUCUUCUUGCUACUUUUGCUGGACACGAUUCGACCGGUAGGAUAUCCGCCAGGACCACGUUGGAUUCCAUGGCUGGGAAAUGCUCUGCUUUUGCGUAAAUUGGGUCGGAAACUCGGCGGACAGCACGGUGUCUUCGAAUACCUAGCCCGGAAGUACCGAACCCAAGUGAUAGGUCUGCGACUGGGCAGAGAACAUGCCGUGGCGGUUCUUGGAUAUGACCUAGCUAAGCAGGCUCUAGUCAGUGAUGACCUGCAGGGCAGGCCGGAUAACUUCUUCCUUCGGUUGAGGACUUCUGGCAAGAGGUUGGGGGUAACGUUUACGGAUGGUGACCACUGGGAAGAACAUCGCAACUUUGUUGUACGAACUUUGAAGGAGAUUGGAUAUGGUCGGCUUCGAAUGGAUGAUUUGAUUCAGCGUGAGUUGCACGAGCUGAUCCAGAUCAUCGAUGAAACUGAGUAUCCGAUUCAGCCAAAUCAACAUUUACCGCUGAGUGUUCUCAACGUUCUAUGGACACUUGCCACAGGUCAGCACAUUGAAAGGGGCGAUGAUCAUCUACAAGGGCUUAUGCAAGUUUUAAAGAAGCGUUCCACGAUGUUCGAUAUGUCCGGUGGGUUGCUGAACCAAAUGCCAUGGUUGCGUUUUGUAGCCCCCGACUGGAGUGGAUACAACUUACUGGUCGACUUCAACCGGCAGUUGAUAGCAUUCUUUUCUGAUUCUAUUCGUGAGCAUAACGAAACUUUCACCGAAGAAAAAUCGGGUGAUGACCUUAUCUAUGCAUACAUCCGAGAAAUUCGGAAACAACGUCACAAUCCGGACUCUACCUUCACCGAAGAGCAGAUGAUCAUUACCAUACUGGAUCUGUUCAUAGCUGGAGCACAAAACACAAGUAUCAUCGUAGAUCUUCUACUGAUGAUGAUGGUUGUUCGACCGGAUAUCCAAGCCAAAGUUCACCAAGAAAUCGACCAACAUAGCGAUCCCAUCCGCUGGACUGAUCAUUCACAGCUACCAUACGUAGAAGCGGUUAUCAUGGAGGUUCAACGGUUCUUCCACACCGCGGCCAUCAGUGGACCUCGACGAGCCAUCCGAGAUUGUGAGCUUGGCGGAUACCGGAUUCCUAAGGAUACGACAAUUUUUGUCGAUCUAAAAAGCGUCCACAUGGACCCGGACUACUGGAAUGAUCCGGAAGUGUUUAGACCGGAACGAUUCCUGGCUGAAGAUGGAACUCUAACCAACACUGAACGACUUUUGUCGUUUAGUUUGGGGAAGCGAAGGUGUUUGGGAGAUGUUUUGGCGAGGGCUUGCAUCUUUACUUAUUUCGGUGGUUUAAUGCAACAUUUUAAGAUUGAACUGCCCGAGGGCGAGCAAAACGUGCCUUCAGUAGAUCUUACACCGGGCAUCACCUAUAUGCCUGAGCCGUACAGGAUAGUUUUUAAAAGGAAGGUACAAUUGUGUAGUUGAAAAAUUGGAAAAUAAACUCAAGGGAAUCUAUUCCAUUUUUGCUUUUUAAUUAAUACCAACUGCACAAAUAUUAUAUGUAAGAUCAAAUCUAGCGAAACAUUUUCAUAGUACUUAUCAACAGAUAUCAA